This is a messenger RNA of Fukomys damarensis (Damara mole-rat), 2117 nucleotides long. RefSeq names its product WEE2 oocyte meiosis inhibiting kinase (gene Wee2). The coding region runs from base 1 to 1986 and encodes 661 amino acids. Gene Ontology annotation, biological process: regulation of meiosis I; mitotic cell cycle; protein phosphorylation. Lineage: Eukaryota; Metazoa; Chordata; Mammalia; Rodentia; Bathyergidae. Gene Ontology annotation, cellular component: nucleus. The transcript is spliced from 12 exons. The record is from RefSeq and is a predicted model, not a curated record. Gene Ontology annotation, molecular function: non-membrane spanning protein tyrosine kinase activity; magnesium ion binding; ATP binding.
AUGAUAAUCACCUUCACUGAAAUGGAUGACAAAGGUGUUAACAAAGAACCAAAUAAGAAAUUAAACAUUUCCUUUUGUGAAGAAGAGUCUGAGAAUGAAGGGCAGAAGACAACACAAGAGAGCAAGGAGGCCCUGAGACAAAGUCCCAAGAAGAGUGGUCAGGCUGCGAAGACCCCACCCCAAACCCCCAGGAAGAGUGAAGGUCAGGCUGCGAAGACCCCACCCCAAACCCCCAGGAAGAGUGAAGGUCAGGCUGAAAAGACCCCACCCCAAACCCCCAGGAAGAGUGAAGGUCAGGCUGCUGCGAAGAUCCCACCCCAAACCCCCAGGAAGAGUGAAGGUCAGGCUGCGAAGACCCCACCCCAAACCCCCAGGAAGAGUGAAGGUCAGGCUGUGAAGACUCCAGCCCAAAGCCCCAAGAGGGGUGAGGCUUGGGAAGUGGAGGUUCACAGCACUCCCCUCAAGAACAUAUGUGGACCCGGGAAAUCUAAGGAAGACAAGAAAAGUCAAAAUUUGCUUCUGAGGACUCCGGGGCCACAACAAUGUCCCAGGUAUCCUGGGACACCAGCUCCAGCUGCCCGCAGAAGCAGCCUGAAGCAAGAUAACAACCCCUCCACUCCCAAAAGUCUUUCAAGCCAGCAAGUGAAUUCUUCAACAAAAAAGGUCCUCCCUGGAAGCUCUAAGCCUUUGUGGCCCACACCUGGUUACCUCAUGGAUGAGGCUGCUUCAUUGUCUGGAGUCAGUAUUAACCCUUUCAUCCCUGAGUCCUAUAAGAAAAUAUUCCCUCAAUCAAAGGGCAAGAGGAAAAUCACAGGAGACCCUGAGGAAUCUGGUGCAGAGAAAGGCAAAGUACAACGAAUGCUGCAUCCCAAGGAAAGUAUUCUACGAGGAGUUAACAUGACUUCCCGCUAUGAAAAGGAAUUCUUGGAAUUAGAAAAAAUUGGAGGUGGGCAAUUUGGUACAGUCUACAAGUGUGUUAAGAGGCUGGAUGGAUGUGUUUAUGCAAUAAAACGCUCUACUAAACCUUUGGCACUAUUAUCAAAUGAGAAUUUGUGUUUGCGGGAAGUUCAUGCUCACGCAGUGCUUGGGCAUCACCCCCAUGUGGUACGCUACUAUUCCUCAUGGGCAGAAGAUGACUGUGUGAUCAUUCAGAAUGAGUACAGUAAUGGUGGGAGCUUGCAAACUGCUAUAUCUGAAAACAUGAAGUCUGGUAAUCAUUUCCAAGAGCCAAAACUCAGAGAUAUUCUUCUGCAAAUUUCCUUGGGACUUAAGUAUAUCCAUAACUCUGGCAUGGUACACCUGGACAUCAAGCCAAGUAACAUCUUCAUUUGUUAUAACAUGCAAAGUGAUUCUCCUGGAGUCCCAGAAGAGGAUGAAAAUGAAGCUGAUUGGUUUCUUUCUGCCAGUGUAAUAUAUAAAAUUGGUGACCUGGGCCAUGUGUCAUCAAUAAGCAAACCUCAAGUGGAAGAAGGAGAUGUUCGCUUCCUAGCUGAUGAGAUUUUACAAGAGGAUUACCAAAAUCUUCCCAAAGGUGAUAUAUUUGCCCUAGGAUUAACAAUUGCAGUGGCUGCAGGAGCAGACACUUUGCCAUCCUGUGGUGUAGCGUGGCAUCACAUCCGCAAGGGUAACUUUCCGGCCAUUCCUCAAGAGCUCACAGAAGAUUUUUACAAUUUGCUCAAGAAUAUGAUCCACCCUGAUCCCAGGGAGAGACCUUCUGCAGCAGCUCUGGUUAGAAGUCAAGUUCUCCGGCCCUCCCUAAAGACAACUGAGGAGCUCCAGCAGCAGCUAAACUUGGAAAAGUCUAAGAUAGCCAUGCUGGAAAGGCAACUGAGAGAAGUCCAGCACACCCAGUUCUCCCAGGGAGACACCCAUCACAGCGACUCGGAGGACUCUGUGGGCCAAAAAACAUCUAGAAGCACAAAACUCCUGGUGGGAAGAAAGAGUGCAAAAUCUUCAAGCUUUACCUGUGGGGAACCUUCCCCAUAAUAACUCACUUCACACUGGCCAGCUUUAUUCCAUAAAGCCUCCAGAAAAAGAUAUUGAUAACUCAAACUUCCUCUUACAAAAUGGAAAAACUGGGCUGGAGAUUUAGCUCAGUGGUUCUGGUGCCUGCCUUG